This is a messenger RNA of Mizuhopecten yessoensis (Yesso scallop), 1285 nucleotides long. Its product is annotated as protein enabled homolog. NCBI's taxonomy places the organism in Eukaryota, Metazoa, Mollusca, Bivalvia, Pectinida, Pectinidae. The transcript has 5 exons. The coding region runs from base 197 to 1261 and encodes 354 amino acids. The record is from RefSeq and is a predicted model, not a curated record.
GCCUGGACGUAGUUAAGCUGGCACUGUUCCUUCUCUAAACAUGUCCUGUCUUAACUGUCGCCAGCGUUGAUUUGUUUGUGAACUCGUGACACUAUUUGGCAUAUGAAAACUACAUGAAUACGUUUCGGGAUCAUUUACACGCCCUGUGUCUAUGGUAUAAGAUAGGAGGAUAGAGUUUUGAAAUCUAUCUUAAGGAAUGGAUAUUGUCAUCUGUAUGUGUUUAUGGGCAAUAGGUGGCUAUACCGUUUUCACCCAGCAACUUCAUAACACAGAUCCAUUUUUUACAACGAGACCUCUGUUUCAACAACAACAAGCACGGCCUACUCUUUCGGGAGACAAGCAACGCAUCCCAGAGAGCGAUUCAUUAACCCGUUCUGUAAAACAGCCAUUAUCCGAAGUAAAUCAACGUUUUGGCCCUGUAAAUCCACCAGCUGUUCCCCCUCCAGCCCCUCCACCCCCACCACCACCUCCACCACCUGUUGCACCCUUAGUCCUAUCAGCCAUCUCACAAAAUGACCUAUCAAAAUUUAAGUAUCGCAUUCCAGCAGUGAAUAAACCUGGACCUGAAGAUCCUGUAAUCGGACCUAAGGAUCCAGUCAAAAAACCACUUGAUACGGCAAUAGCACCGAAGGAUCCAGUCACAAAACCUCUUGAUACGGGAUUAGGACCGGAGGAUCCAGUUACAAAACCUCUUGAUACGGGAUUAGGACCCAAGGAUCCAGUCACAAAACCUCUUGAUACGGGAUUAGGACCCAAGAAUCAAGUCAAAAAACCUCUUGAUACGGGAUUAGAACCCAAUGAUCCAGUCACAAACCCUCCUGAUACGAGACUAGGACCCAAGGAUCCAGUCAAAACACCUCUUGAUACGGGAUUAGGACCAAAGGGCGCACAAAUUCCCAUACCCCCAGCUGUGGAAAAAAGAUGCCCAGAGUAUCGUUCUUUAUACAGGAGAGACAGGUUGAUACUACUUUACCAAGAGGACAGAUGUGAAAUGGAGGUCCGAUUACGAAGAGAUAAACAAACAAGAGGAGAAACCACAUCCGUGAGAUUCAGGAGGCAUAGACAAUCAAAACAGGACAGACAGCGAGCAUCAAGGACACAGGGACAGAAAGUAGUAUGCGAUGAACUCCCGGUCACUGAGGUAGCAGGCACAAAGUCUAUUAUCACUCGCCCAGACGAGUGCAAGCUAGAUUUAUCAGUCGAGCUGGUAGCAAUGCCACCUGGACGAUCCGGUAAACAACACAGAAAUCGAAAAAGGUAACCAUGAACAGUCCAUUUCAAUAUC